CGCCGCAAAAUUGAAAUCAAGUUCAUCACAGAUAAGGGUAGGAGACACAUCACCUUUUCGAAGCGCAAGGCCGGUAUUAUGAAGAAGGCGUAUGAGCUUUCUGUGUUGACUGGCACACAAGUCCUCCUACUCGUUGUCUCGGAGACUGGGCUCGUCUAUACGUUCACAACGCCCAAGCUACAGCCGCUCGUGACCAAGUCAGAGGGCAAGAACCUGAUUCAGCAGUGUCUCAAUGCUCAGGAC
Messenger RNA from Protomyces lactucae-debilis, 243 nucleotides. RefSeq lists its product as uncharacterized. The record is from RefSeq and is a predicted model, not a curated record. The transcript has 3 exons. The annotation marks the transcript as partial. NCBI's taxonomy places the organism in Eukaryota, Fungi, Ascomycota, Taphrinomycetes, Taphrinales, Protomycetaceae. Gene Ontology annotation, biological process: positive regulation of transcription by RNA polymerase II. Gene Ontology annotation, molecular function: DNA-binding transcription factor activity, RNA polymerase II-specific; protein dimerization activity; RNA polymerase II cis-regulatory region sequence-specific DNA binding.